Microtus oregoni (creeping vole) is the source of this 3987-nucleotide messenger RNA. RefSeq names its product Rap guanine nucleotide exchange factor 5 (gene Rapgef5). Gene Ontology annotation, cellular component: plasma membrane. NCBI's taxonomy places the organism in Eukaryota, Metazoa, Chordata, Mammalia, Rodentia, Cricetidae. The transcript has 26 exons. Gene Ontology annotation, molecular function: guanyl-nucleotide exchange factor activity. The record is from RefSeq and is a predicted model, not a curated record. Gene Ontology annotation, biological process: positive regulation of GTPase activity; Ras protein signal transduction. Bases 795 to 3569 code for a protein of 924 amino acids.
UAGUAACCCCGACUUCAUAUCCUUACUUGUUAUUUUAAAAACUUCAAACGUGAACAAGCUUUUUCAACUCUUGUCAGUCAUAGACAAAAAGCAGGUCCCAGGGUCGUAGUGCUGAGGGGUAAAAGGGCUUGUUUGAAGAUCCACUGCCCUUGGGGUUGAGCGCCUUCCUGGAAUGGUUUUCCACUCAGCGCUCCACAGUUCCUAUCUUCUGGAAUCAUAUAAGCAGUGAUUCACACCGCACUAAGCCUUUGCAGUUUACCAAGCACAUUCAUCACACGCAGAAGGCUUCCAGGUAGGUCAGGUUCCAACACGUUAACAGAGAUUCACCUUCGGGCCACCAGACUUGCACUACUUUGCUAAACACCAUCAAAACCAACAGGUUUUCUCCGCUCACCCUUUCACGAGGAGCGUGCCUAGGGAGACCACCAAGAGGGCAAUGCUGUCCCAGGAAGCAUUUUGCAUAGUCUGGCAUAAGGACUCCACUCUGGGGAUAGGCUGUGCAAAAAGCGCGGGAGGGGGGAGGACCUCUUAACCUUUUGGAUCUUAGUCCAGGGCAGUCCUGGCUGGGGGCAAAGGGACUUUUUAAUCUCCGGAGGCAGGGGGCCGGGAGGAAGAUUCUGGGAAAGACGCACCUGUGCAGGCGCUGUACCCAGGGCGCUCGGGGGCCUCUUCCGCAGGCGGUGGGAGUGUCCGGGCCGCCCAGAGGUGAGCUGCGGGGCGGGGCGGGGCGGGGAGCACCUGGGCGGGGCCGGGGCGGUGCGCGGGGCCGAGGCUCCGGGGCCGGGCGCGCGCCAAUGGGCAGCGGUAGGCAUCGCGUCCCGCGCCCGAGCCGCAGUCGCGCCCUCUUGCUGCCUGGCGAAGGCGCGGAGGCGAGCGCGGGGGAGAGCAGCCACCGGCGCCGCUGCCGCCGUCAGGGCAUCAGGAUGGCCGUGGGCUCUGUCAAGAUGCAGCCACCGUGCGAGAGCCCGGCGCUGGCCUCAGCGGCCCCGGCCGAUGGCCCCCUGCGCCGCAGCCCGAGCGCCCGGGAGCCCGAGCGCGAGCCGCCCGCCGCGUCUCUGCGGCCGCGCCUGCGAGACCUGCCUGCGCUGCUGCGGAGCGGGCUCACGCUGCGGAGGAAGCGGAACGCCGCCGGGGCCCGGACUCUUUCAAGAAGAAUUUCCAACCCAUACCUUGAACAUACUUCUUCCCAGAUUUAUGGAGAGAAUUCUUCUUGUGCAGGAAAAGCAUUAAGAAAUAUUAUUAUCCUUCAAGCAGCUGACCUGGUAAAGGACAGAGUGAACCUCAAGGGAUUUUACAGGAGAAGCUGUGUGGGGUCAGAGCUGGUUGACUGGCUUCUAGAACACUGCCCUUUCGUCCAGUGUAGAUCUAUGGCCAUUGGGGUCUGGCAGCUCCUACUGGAUAUGGGAAUUAUGUCUUCAGUGGACCAACAUCUGUACUUUCAAGAUAACUAUGUUUUCUACCAAUUUUCUUCGGAGGAAUGUAGCUACUUGUACUGUGAAUUUGAAAGAGAAGAAGAAUGGCAAAACGGAGUGAAGCUUCUGCUGCAGCUUGUGCAUCUCCUUCCUGCUAGAGCUGGCACCUGUGAUCUGUCUCAUCAGAAAGUGGAGGACUCAGAAGAAAGCAGCGAUGAAAUUCUCGCUCGGCUAACAUCUGCGGUGCAGAGAGAGCUAGCGACUGUUAUUGCGAUGAAAGCAAGAAAGUCCGCUGUUGAAGAAGAUGACGGAAGCACCGCCAAGCACGUAACUGUGACAGAGGCUAACGAUGCUCCCGAUCCUCAGGCUGGAGUGAUGUGCAAGCUUCAAGAGAGAGAUGAUAUCGGGCGUAUCGAGCUGGUCCAGAGGCUGGCCAGAGAAAACUGCCAGUUUCUACAGACCGACAGAAAAGAGCCAGAGAAGUCUGAGCAGCAAGAUGAUGAAGUCCCGAUGGUUCAAGUUAAAGAGCAAGGCCAGAGUGUGCUGGUGCUGAAGAAAGUAGCAAGCUGUGGCCCAGCCCCCACCACGGGGAGUGCGGAGAGAGAGAGAGAUGCGAGAUAUAUGGUGGUGUCCGGGACCCCGGAGAAGAUCUUAGAGCACCUUCUGAAUGACUUGCACCUGGCAGAGGUUCAGCACAAAGAAACAGAGACGCUCCUCGAUGACUUCCUUCUCACGUAUACAGUAUUCAUGACAACUGAUGACCUGUGCCAGGCGCUAUUGAGACACUAUUCUGCUAAGAAGCAUCAAGGGGAAGAAGAAAAAUCAGAUGUCCCUUGUCGGAAGCGUAAGGUCCUACAUCUGGUUUCACAGUGGAUUGCUCUGUACAAAGACUGGCUACAUGAAGAUGAACAUUCAAAAAUGUUUCUAAAGACCAUCUACAGGAAUGUACUGGAUGAUGUCUACGAAUACCCAAUUCUCGAGAAAGAACUGAAAGAAUUUCAGAAGAUACUUGGGAUGCAUCGCCGGCACACUGUUGAUGAGUACUCACCACAAAGGAAGAGUAAAGCCCUUUUCCACCAAUUCAGUCUUAAGGAGAACUGGCUGCAGCAUAGAGGAACUGUGGCUGACACAGAGGAAAUUUUUUGCCAUGUGUAUAUAACGGAGCACUCCUAUGUCAGUGUGAAGGCAAAAGUUUCCAGUACGGCCCAGGAGAUCCUGAAGGUUGUGGCUGAGAAGCUGCAGCGAGCUGAAGAGGAUCUGGCUCUGGUGGCCAUCAUGUUCUCUGGAGAAAAGCAUGAAUUUCAGCCAAAUGACUUGGCUGUUUCCAAAUCCCUGGAGGCCUCGGGUCGGAUAUUUGUCUACCGGAAAGAUCUUGCUGACACUUUGAAUCCUUUUGCAGAAAAUGAGGAAUCGCAGCAAAGAUCAAUGAGGAUUUUGGGAAUGAACACUUGGGACCUUGCUCUCGAACUGAUGAGUUUUGAUUGGAGUCUGUUUAACUCAAUCCAUGAGCAAGAGCUGAUCUACUUCACGUUCAGCAGACAGGGAAGUGGGGAGCACACGGUGAACCUCAGCCUUCUGCUCCAGAGGUGUAAUGAGGUGCAGCUGUGGGUGGCCACGGAGAUCCUGCUCUGCAGCCAGCUGGGCAAGCGCGUGCAGCUGCUGAAGAAAUUCAUCAAGAUUGCCGCUCACUGCAAAGCCCAGCAGAACCUGAACUCCUUCUUCGCUAUUGUGAUGGGUCUCAACACGGCCUCUGUGAGCCGGCUGUCACAGACCUGGGAGAAAAUUCCUGGAAAGUUUAAGAAACUUUUCUCUGAACUUGAAAGCUUAACGGAUCCUUCCCUAAAUCACAAAGCCUACAGGGAUGCAUUCAAAAAGAUGAAGCCACCAAAAAUCCCUUUCAUGCCCUUAUUGCUUAAAGAUGUAACGUUUAUUCAUGAAGGAAAUAAAACAUUCUUGGAUAAUCUCGUCAACUUUGAAAAGCUGCACAUGAUUGCAGACACGGUCCGGACCCUGAGACACUGCAGAAGUAACCAGUUUGGAGGUGACAUGUCUCCAAAGGAGCAGCACGAGCUGAAGUCCUAUGUCAACCACCUGUAUGUCAUCGACAGCCAGCAGGCCCUGUUCGAGCUCUCUCACAGGCUGGAGCCCCGGGCCUGAGCUGCCCCGGGCCUGAGCCACGUCCAUCCGUCCUGUGACUACAGCACUUAACGCAAAGGGAAGGUCUCCGUUCAGCAUGCUGCUUCCUGUGAGAAAAGAGCUUGCUGAGUUCUAGCAGCUACCAUGAGACAAGUGCAGGAAAGGCUUUCGGAAAGCGAUGCCAGCUACCAGAUGCGGAGAGUACCCCCUCUCCCCACCUCAGCGAGAAGAUGGAAGGAGUCGGAGCAUCCUUGGAACAGGGUCUUUCUUAUGAUGGUGAUUUCAAUCCAGCCCAAGUCUCAGCUUAAUGGCGUGGCAGCAUUAAGAGAAAACAUGUCUUGAUAUAUAGCAGCCAGUAAGAUUGUGUGUAGCAGGGAGGACUGCCAUUCUGCCCGCAUCACCUUACUGCCUAGGAGCCAUUAAGAGACCGGGAGCAUCU